Molecule: messenger RNA, 825 nt
Organism: Myiozetetes cayanensis
Lineage: Eukaryota; Metazoa; Chordata; Aves; Passeriformes; Tyrannidae
Product: sterile alpha motif domain-containing protein 1-like
Exons: 2
Coding region: 1-825 (274 amino acids)
Source: RefSeq, a predicted model, not a curated record
AUGCGCCGGGGCCGCCCUGCCGCGGCUCCUCCCGGACACCCCGACCCCGAGCGGCUCCUCCCGGACACCCCGACCCCGAGCGGCUCCUCCCGGACACCCCGACCCCGAGUGGCGCCCCCCGCCCCGCAGCGCCGCCCGCAGCCUCCCCUCCGCCUCCCGCCGCGGGUCAGCUCCGCUCCGGCCCCGGCCCCGGCCCCUCCCGAGCCGAGCCGAGCCUUGCCCCGGCCGGCCCCGCAGGGACAGCCCCGCCCGGCCGGCCCCGCUCACCGAGCGCCGCCGGGAUCCGCCCGGGCCCCUCCGGCCGGCGGUGCCGGCGCUGCCGCCGCAGCCCCGCAGCGCAAUAUGGCGAGCGGCGGCUCCGCAAUGGAGCUCGGGAAGGAGAGGGGAGUUACAUAUUCAUGGCCGGGGCUGGGCAGGGGGAGCGCGGACGGGGCCGUCAAACGCGGGCCGCCCCGCGCCCUCCUCCGCCUCCCUCCCCGCCCGGCCCGGCGCCGCUCGGUGCCUUCCCCGCUCUGCCCGCAUCCCCGGCCCCACCGCCUCACAGCGCUCCCGCUCCGCUCCCCCGCUCCCCUGCCUCUCACGGGGAUGCGGCUCCGCUCCGCGCCCCCGACGGCCCUCAGCGGGGCGUCCGUUGUGUCCCCCCCCACCCCCGCCGUGAGUGACGCCCCGGGAGCCCGCAGGGGCGGGCGGAGCCUGGGGUGGCCCGAGCCCGCAGCUCCCGGUGCCGCCGGCUUCUCGGGAAUGCCAGCGGGACACAGAUCCCUGCGGCGGGCCCCCGCUGCCGGGCCACUGCUCCCUGCGCCGGGCCACCGAGCCCCCCCGUAG